UAUAAAUUUGUCUAUUUUAGGCCAGCGCCAUGCGCGGCUCCAAAAGAAGACCGAGCAUCAAGCCAACGGGCGGCGGUUCUCCGUGUGUGAAGAAGCCCCACUACAACGCCCCCAUCCCACACAAGAGGGAAGAGUUCGCCCCGCACAGUAACCUACCGAAAGAUGUCAACGAUCAGACGAGUCAGUUCGUACCGGAGAUGUCUCUGCGGCGCGAGCAGCCGCCGUGGCUGCAGGAGCCGCCGGUGUUCACACCGUUCGCCCGGUAUGGCUCGGACCGCAGCCAGCCGCCGGCCACUGAGCCGCUGUUCCGUCUACCGGCCACGGGACCGGGCCGGCGGCGUGGCGCCGUGCCGCCGCACAUCGCCGAACGAUGCGUCAUCAAACGAAACAAGUUCACGCGACCGGCCAAAAAGGUGGCCACCCAGUCGUACCUGCAGUGCCGGGUGGACCGCGAACAGUUCCGUCGCAGACUGGUGGAGCUGCUCACCUCCAACGAUGACGACACACUGACCAGCGGGCCGGCCUCCCGUACCGGGUCCGUAACAGAGCUACCCGUGCCCCUGUCGGAGUCAAGCAGCGCCGACCCGUCCGCCCAGGAGCGGGCUCUGCUGCGCUACUACUACUACAUCCACAACGGCAUCGAGACGGGCCAGGUGGCUCCCAUGGCCGACCAGUGGCUGCAGCACAUGGACUCAAUGCUGGCCGCCAAACUCCGGGUGGGUGAGGCUGGUGGGCUCGGCUGA
Amphibalanus amphitrite is the source of this 743-nucleotide messenger RNA. RefSeq names its product dynein axonemal heavy chain 7-like. The transcript is spliced from 4 exons. The record is from RefSeq and is a predicted model, not a curated record. NCBI's taxonomy places the organism in Eukaryota, Metazoa, Arthropoda, Thecostraca, Balanomorpha, Balanidae. The coding region runs from base 30 to 743 and encodes 237 amino acids.